GAGGCAGAACAUGUCCUUGGUGUUGACGCGUGUGUUUGAAAGACGAGAAGGACACCAUUUCUGCUCGCCGCUUCCGACCUUGCGUUGUGCACUGGACGUUGUGCGGGGUCCGGCGUCUGGGCGGGUGUAGGUGAGAAGCGGCGGUGGCAAGGCCGGCCGCGAUGGAGACGGUCUGGAGGAAGAGGGUUUCUCACCUACCGGGCGCGAAACUGGCCGCGUUACAUCGUUGCUGCUGCCUGGUGUGGGUGCUAUGUUGCAUCAUCGCCGGCAUUCGCGGGCAGACGUCGCCGGGACUCCAAUGGAAGCUAAGCGCACUGUACUCGCAACGAAUCCUCACAGAGGACAUUCCUCUCUACCGGGUGCCGAUGUGUGGAAGCCGCUCGUCGGCUAAUACGUUCCUGACCAUGCCACUGGUGGCUCAACAAACCGAGAGAAAUCUUGCCAGGAGCGGAACGGUCUCCGUAGGUGGAUACCAGCUCACCGGCAAGCUUCAUCUCGCCGAGCAAUGCUACAGCAUUCGCACACAACUGGAGCUGGGUGUCCGCCAUCUUCACCUGGAGCUGCACCUGCGGAACGGGGCCGUCUACGUGUGCAAGUCGCAGAAGUCCUUGUGCGACGAAAUGGCGAGACAGACCCGAGAUCCGGCCGCGUGUAAUAAGGUGCUCGGUUACAGUGACCAAGGCCAGGAGACCGGUUGUCACGCGGGUUCUCCAACGUUUCUCACCGUGUUGCAAGAAAUAUCCGAUUGGGUGGCGAACAACCCAACGGAAGUUCUUCUCAUCCGUCUUCACGUCGAUGAUCUUGUGAGCUCCAUUCCCGGUUGCUACGACUUCCCCUCCGUGAACACUCCCAUUUCAACAGCUUUUACUUAUGGGCUGUAUGUACCGGACGAUUAUACAAAAUUCAACGCUGCAUCUGGUACAAGCGAACAAACUUGGCCAUCUAGAAAGUUCCUCACAUCGCGUAAUCACAAUGUGGUGUUUCUCAGCAGCUGUUCGUUUGGCGAUGUUCACGUCCAUGACUAUGGUGAUGCACAGAUUUUCAGUCCUUUCAUCAAUGAAUUCUCGGUCGCCUCCUUCCAGCCAUACCCAUCAUGCCUAGCGGCCGAUGACAAAGGCAUCGUCUUCCCACCGGACGUGGACUUCACCUUUGUGUAUGAUGAUCGCCUGGCGGUUGACCUGACGAUACAGUCAGACGGAGGCUCCGCUAGUCAUCUGAACCUCUCUGAAUCUGGCAUGCAGCUAACCACGGCGAACGCAUUUUCAGUCAUGCAGUGUGGCUUCAAUCCGAUGAUGGCUGGCUUUGACCAGACGUCUACAGAGGGAUGUGUGUGGACGUAUAGGGAGAAUCACACAGCAUUCUGUGACCCAGGGAUGUGCACAGUGCUGUCCAGGAGACCAUCUUUGUCAUCUCGGCGAUACGACUGGUACAACAUCCCUUGCACGGAGCUGCGUUAUCUUCUCUGUUGGGAUCGCUCUGGAAACCAAAUUGGUGAAGCUGCCUGGAGGCUGUCACCCGCCAAAUUCCCGUACCCAACAUCUCAGUUUCUUGAUAUACCAACGUACACCGAUCCGUUUGGCAUUCAGGAGGAAAUAUGUGACCCUGGUUACAACUUCAAAAUUCCCAACUCUCCUCUUGAAUUUGGCCAUGUGAUGAAUAUGAUAGAAAGAGUGAACAUCACAGACGAAGUGUGGCUUGGCUGGAUGAAGGGUGUCACGUGUAGGCAAGGUGAGGAGACACCAGCGCCCGCACUACCUGAACCCAAAGUCACAUCGCUCGACUGCCCGGCCGUUCUGAAGGAGCCGUCCAUUUACCGGGACACAUCGGUGGCACCUACGGUUGGAACGCAACUGCCGCAAUCCACAGGCACCAAGGCGCCCUCGAAAGGUCUAACAUCAACAGAACAAGUCGGUAUCAUCCUGGGAUCACUGGUCGUCUUCACACUGCUACUGCUCUUGAUUUACUUUGCCCUCUAUCAACAUCUUACCAGCACACACUCACUGAGCGAGAAGUCCUAUCCGCAGUCACCAGGGGCACCUGUUACCAUGGCAGCGCGCCGCCAGGUUAGCUCACUGGGUGGCAUUGGACGGAGCAUGACGUCGGCGGCCGGCUUCCAACCUCUGCGCAACGAGUCAACCUCGUCGGAGCCCGGUGGCUCUGUGAUCCCGUCGCCAUCGCGCAACAUCAUGGGAGAGAACAGCCUGGAGAGACGCAUUUCGCACCAGUCGGGCUACGCGAGCGAGUCAUCCAGCAGGCAAGCUAGCACGGUACAACCACCGUCAUUCCCCAUUGACUUCUCGCAGACACCGAUGACGCGCUACCACAGCUCCGGUUCCGGCAUACCCGGCCUGACCGAGGACGAGGGUGUGGUGCGAAUGAAUCCACUCUUUGCACAGGUGGCCGGCGGUUUUGAUCAGCCCGUGGACAGCGAAGAUGAUGUUGGUGCGAAUAGCGAGCCUUACGAUCGAUAUACUGAUCGCGAAUAUGAUGAUAAUGAGCAUGAGCAUGAUGAGGCCGAUGGUGAUGCAUACAGUCAGGGGUACGAUGAAGGACGAGAUGACGACGAGGUGGAUGGAGGAGAUGGUGGUGCGGAGGAUGAACUGGGUGCUAGUGUACAUGAUGAGCAGGCUGUGGACGAUCAGUACACUGCAACCAAUGGUGCUGAGCAGCAACAACAACAGCAGCAGCAGUAUGACGACCAGCAACUACAGCAGUAUGACGACCAGCAACUACAGCAGUACGAAGAGCAGGAACAACAACAGGAGCAGUACGAAGAGCAGCAGCAACAUCAGCAACACGAGGAGCUGGAAGCCCUGCAGGACCUGGCUAAUGAGCAAGUAGACUACGGCGGCAGCGGCGGCGGCAGCAGCGGCCAUCAGCCUAUGAACGCAUUAGGCAUGAACAUGGCCGCACAAGCCAACUUCCAGGCGUACACACCGCAAACACAACACAGCUAUGAACAAGACGAGGUUGCCAACACACAUCAAGACACAUCGGCCACGCCAGGAGGCAACAUCUCCCGGCCGAGGCCUCAGGUGUCGGCAUCGACAUUAGCACAGCACCAACCACCUCCAGUCUUUACACCACCGCCCCCGCCUCCGCCUGCACCAGCGCCACAGGCAAGCAAUGCUCCAAUGAUGGCUGAGGAGCCCACAGAUUAUGGCCUGCCUAUGGACGCUCCGGUUGGUCUUAUGGCGGAGGGUGAGCUUUUCUACUAGCCAAUUUCUUGUCACAGUAACUACUUUAAUCUCAUGUGCGUUGACAAGUUGUAAUAUAUUGACUCGAGGAUGAGCUGCUCAAGCCAAGGUUCUAGGGCAGACAUCGGUAAAUUAUUGACAGCUGGCCAUUGACUUUGGUUACGCGACCCGCACUGUAGCUGGCCCGUUAUUUGUACAUCUUGUUGCCACGGUUGCCACGGCCCAGUACAUGUAGAUCUUCUGACAUGAACCUGAAUCACUGUCUCUUUUAUACACUGUAGUAUGACUCUGAAUGAAUACUACUUCUUGUACAAUCAUAAUAAGAAUAGACCUGCUUCCUCACUCUGUUUGUACAUUGAUUUUUGCCGUAUGGCCUUGAGCUUUACGUUUCCAUUUGCUGAUUAUUUCCUAUCGCCUUGGCAACUAGUCCUGGUGUCACUCUAAUUUUCCGCUCGCGAUGACCCUUACACGUGCAAUUAUCACUUCUAAUAGUUUAUAGGAAUUGGAGACUUCAAAUUCUAUGCUACUUUUCAAGUUGAUUCGUCAUUGAAAUCUGGUGUCCUCAAAUGGA
Messenger RNA from Sycon ciliatum, 3768 nucleotides. RefSeq lists its product as uncharacterized. Gene Ontology annotation, biological process: lipid metabolic process. NCBI's taxonomy places the organism in Eukaryota, Metazoa, Porifera, Calcarea, Leucosolenida, Sycettidae. The coding region runs from base 162 to 3218 and encodes 1018 amino acids. The transcript is spliced from 15 exons. Gene Ontology annotation, molecular function: phosphoric diester hydrolase activity. The record is from RefSeq and is a predicted model, not a curated record.